Cladophialophora carrionii CBS 160.54 is the source of this 567-nucleotide messenger RNA. RefSeq lists its product as uncharacterized. Gene Ontology annotation, molecular function: G protein-coupled receptor activity. Gene Ontology annotation, cellular component: plasma membrane. Lineage: Eukaryota; Fungi; Ascomycota; Eurotiomycetes; Chaetothyriales; Herpotrichiellaceae. The record is from RefSeq and is a predicted model, not a curated record. Bases 1 to 567 code for a protein of 188 amino acids. The transcript is spliced from 3 exons. Gene Ontology annotation, biological process: adenylate cyclase-activating G protein-coupled receptor signaling pathway.
AUGAACACUGACCAAUAUGACGUAUCCACAUCCGCCGAACUCAAAGGCCUCGAACCACUUGCACCUAUCCAUUCGCAUGAUGCGCUCGACUUGGAGUCCCACGCCGGGCACGAUUCACAGGACCACAAACAGGACAUCGACUCAUCGACAUCAGAACGCUCGCCCUCCUUCUCUGCGCCGUGGUCGCCCGUCUCCCCCACCGUCACGCUCGACCGCUCGCCUUCCGACCAAGCGAUGCUCCGGCCCGGCGAACAGAUUCAAUUCCCGCCAUCUCGACGGUCAUCCUCUCGAUUCGACACGAUCCAUUGGAAAUACGCCAAAUUCGCCUUUCUUUGCACCAUUGUGCUCUUCAUCACUUGGGUCCCCAUCUCCAUCAACAGAGUGUACAACAACUUCAUCGCGCCCGACGACCAGAUCUACGGCCUCUACUUGACCUCGGCGGCCUGCAUGCCGUUGCACGGCUUCGGCAAUUUCGUCAUCUACACCACGACCAGCUGGACCGAAUGUAAAGAGUUUUUGACCUAUGCAAACGCACGCGCACGACCGAAGGACGACGAAUUAUAUUAA